AACACUUUCUCCUUGCUCCUUCAAGCAUUCCCAGAUUCCGCCCCCUCUCGUCUCAUGGAUUUUGUGCCCCUGGGGCACCCACCAGCGAAAUGGUGCUAGAGGCUCUCGCUGCAGUUGGCCUCGCCAGCAACAUCGUUCAAUUCGUCCAAUUCGGCUGCGAGGUCAUAUCCACGACGCUGAACCUUGAUAACAGCGCUGAUAAGGUCGCAAACCGGCACAAUGAGAUCCAGGUGAUUGCGAAGUCGCUCAAAGAGCACUGCGUCGCUCUGACUACAGCUCAAACGUCGAAUCAAAGCCUUCGGGAUCUGGCAAAGCACAGCUCCGACGUAGCUAACGAAUUGGCAUCCACGGUUGCGAAGAUCAACAAGGACGUUACGAAUGGAAAUUCGACGAAGUCGAGGUAUCGCCGGUUUUUGCAGGCGUCGAAAUCGAUCAUCAAGCGAGGGGACAUUGCUAAACUACAGUCACGGCUAGAGUCACUUCGUGACCAGUUGGAGCUUCAUUUGAUAUCGGAAACAAGAGAGCAUCAGCUAGACACGGCAAUGGCACUGGAAGCCCUACGAAAGUCCAAUGUCAAUCAGGACCUUACAUACAACACCAAGUUUGCUACGCUCGCUCUCAAGCUGGAUGGAAUUCACCAUGAACUUUCUCAGGUUACUGCUUGCGUUUCUCUGAAGAAGCUUGAAAAUCCCGUGAAGCAAUUCAAGGAGGGCUUCCAAGGAAUAACAGACAAUAUCACAAGGGCCACAGCUAUACUAGGAAGCUUGCAUUAUGAAAGUAUGCAGGCUCGGCACGACGCUGUCCGCGAUGCACACAAGAGGACCUUCGAAUGGAUUUUCUCAGCCAAUGGACAAUCAAGUGAAGACUCGCGCUCCAAGACAUUCUUCUUGCCAUGGCUUCAGCACGGGCAGGGUAUCUUUUGGAUAACUGGGAAACCUGGUUCCGGCAAAUCUACCCUAAUGAAGUAUCUAGAGGACCACACGCAAACUAUCCAAGCACUUCAGGAGUGGGCAGCCCCUAAGCAUCUCGCAUUUGCGAGCUUCUACUUUUGGAACGCAGGGACUCAGAUGCAAAAAUCCCUGCGAGGCCUCUUGCAGUCUCUUCUUUAUCACAUAUUGCGGAGCUGUCCCAAGCUUAUGCAAUCCUUAUGCCCGAGUAGAUGGGGAGCGCACAUACCUUCCGCCAAGUUGUCCGCUCUUUGGAAAGUCUCCGAGCUUCGCGAGGCCUUCAAAGCACUGAAGCACCAUAUAUCCUCAGUUUCGACAAAAUUCUAUUUUCACGUGGACGGCCUAGACGAGUACGAAGGCGAUCAUUACGAUGUUAUCCAAGUUCUGCAAGAGCUUUCGGAGUGCUCAGACGUGAAGCUCUGUCUUUCAAGUCGACCUUGGAACUGCUUUCAGGAUACGCUUGGAGAGGUCGCUGAUAAAACGAGCAUGCUUCGUUUGCAUGAGCUAACAGCACAAGAUAUAGAGCUGUUUGCAUACGAAAACAUGCUUCUGCACAACCGACGGUUGAACAACCGCCGCGCAAUCUUCGAUGAGCUUGUUCACGAGAUCAGGACCCGAGCGCAAGGCGUCUUCCUUUGGGUCUGUCUCGUAGUGCAUUCCCUCCGCGAAGGUUUAGUCAACGAUGACCCAAUAGGGAUACUUCGUAGGCGACUGGAGGGGUUACCCACAGAUCUAGAAGCCUUUUUCGAACACAUACUCAAUUCUGUCGACGCAGUGUAUCAGGAUCAAAUGGCUCGCGUGUUCCUCGCGGCGCUCACGACUAAGAAUCCUCUGUCGGUAAUGCAUUACUCCUUCUUGGACGAAGACCCCGAGUUUUGCCUGGCCACAGACUUUUCAAACCUCAGUGACGAAGAGGUACGCUGGCGGGUCGAGCAAACUGAAAGGCGUCUGAAUGGACGCUACAAAGGCCUCCUGGAACCGUACAAAAAAGGGGAUAUCCUUCAACCUGGCGAUCCUAUCUUCUUUCUUCACUUAACCGUUCGAGAUUUCCUCCGAUCACCCCAAAUCCAAAAAAUGCUGCUAGAUCGAGCGCCUGCAGCUUACGAUGCUUACGUCACGAUCGGCCUUACUCUCGUAGCGGAGAUCAAGUACGUCAAAUCACCUAGUCUCUAUGAGAACUGGACAACUCUCCUGGUGGACUUUUUCGAGGUGCUGCGAGAUGCCAAACGACCCGAUGUUGAGUACCUUGUCGUGGAUCAGAUGGAGCUCAUAACGCGACGUUAUGCCGCCCUUGGGUUCACCAGCCCUUUGGUGGAAAUUUCUGCCAGGCUUGGCUUUGCCGUGAUCGCUGUCCAUAUCGGCAGGAUUGACUACAUCAAACAUCGACUCGCGAAAGAUCCAAAAGAGGUCGAUAUGAACGCCUUGCUUUUCCACGCAAUCCAAUGCCCUCCGUUUUUUGACUCCGAAGAAGAACACUCUUGCGGUGGCAUGUAUUGGCUUGAAAGUGACUGCAGCUAUGCGAAAUCAGCGGAAUGCAGUCCUCUGCUUUACGUUGUGAAGUUUCUCCUUGACAAUGGAGCCGAUGCGAACUGCACCGUAAACGGGGAUACCAAUUGGAGACUUUUUCUUAGGCGCUUUCUAGGAUCAAUAAGCAAGGGUCCCUACCACAAGAAGCACGAGGACACCACCUGGCAUGACGUCUUCAAACUUUUUCUUGAUCAUGGAGCCGAUAUCGGCGGUCAGACCGACAUUUGGAUCGAGUUCAUUCAUAAUCGGAACCCCUUGGCACCGCUGGGUUUUGAUGGAGCGUGUUCUACGGUAUUCGAGACGCUGCUGCAAUACGGAUUGAAACCCGACGCGCGGGUUGAUGGGCUUAGCGUUUGGGAGACUCUGAUAAGCACUUCAGUCUUUCCUUAUACAGCUUCGCCAUGCGAGACUCUUACGCCUGGCCAGCGGAAGCUGAUGGAAGCUUUUCUCAGUGUCACCACAAAACCCGAAUAUCUUCUCACCGAGACCAGCUGUCACAAAGGUGGUGUUGUAUGGCUACGCUGGGCACUCAACAGUCUCCAAAACGACAAGGUCUUCGAACAAACCAAGAUUUUCGAGCUCCUGUUACAAUGCGGUGUUGAUCCCAACAGGCAAAUGGGGUGCAACACUUUUUGGGAGCUUGUACUCGAGUCAAUACACGGGGGCAUCGGUCAAGACUCGUGCGACCACCGAUUUCAAGCGUACCAGGACCUCAUCAUUCUCUUCCUGCGCCACCGUGCAGAUCCACACUGUGCAAAGCUUCAUAAAUUGGUGGGAUGGCAUGAAGGCGUCGCGUGUGUUGGCGCAUUCUCUCCCGGCGCCGUUCACUCAAUCCGCGGGAUCCUGUCAAAAGAGAUGGAAGACGCCCCUUCGAGAAAAGGGUCCACGGAAUCGUCACAUGUAUCAGCUACCGCACCUUGCCUUAGCCCUUAAGGUAGACUCCAACCUAAUGGUUUGCGGUCACGCUCCAAGCGAUGGCAAUUUUCCAUAGCGCCUAGCAGGUGCAGCUACCGUAACGCAAACAACGUUUGAGGCAAGGCAGCAACAGAAGAGAAGGAGAACGCAUGAUAUGAGGAACACAACAAGAACAAAGAGGGACCGGUAUUGACGUUGGUAGGGUUAUAGGCUUGAGAUUUAUUCAUGCUCGAAAAGAUCACGAAUUGGGAUGCAAGCGAUCCCGUUCCUAUUUUGGAGGAAUACAUAGGCGCGGAAUUAUCGAUUGAGGACGUACCCUUUGUAGCACCGUAAUUGUUCGAACUUCCUCCUCAAGCUAGUCGAAUCUCGUUCUAGAAUAUGCCGAUCGGCCAAGAGUACCUAGGUAAGCCUCAUCCUAAAGU
This is a messenger RNA of Trematosphaeria pertusa, 3811 nucleotides long. RefSeq lists its product as uncharacterized. The transcript is spliced from 3 exons. The record is from RefSeq and is a predicted model, not a curated record. NCBI's taxonomy places the organism in Eukaryota, Fungi, Ascomycota, Dothideomycetes, Pleosporales, Trematosphaeriaceae. The coding region runs from base 90 to 3407 and encodes 1105 amino acids.